AUUCACGUUACCUGCGGGUGAGCCACUCACCAUUGCAAAUGAAAAAUUGAGUGCUCCCGUUUUUGGUUUUUCCUUUUGCAGUUUAUUGAUUUGAUUGGAUCUGAUUUCAGCUCUCUACACCAGUUUCGACCUCGUACGCAAUAAUGAAUCCUUUCUCUUCUGGUAAUCGUCUACGGGACAUGAUACGGGCCAUACGUGCAUGCAAAACUGCAGCUGAAGAACGUGCUGUUGUAAGAAAAGAGUGUGCUGCUAUUCGUGCUGCAAUUAAUGAGAAUGAUCAAGGUUAUAGGCACCGUAACCUAGCAAAGCUUAUGUUCAUUCACAUGCUUGGGUAUCCCACUCAUUUUGGCCAAAUGGAGUGCCUAAAGUUGAUUGCGUCAGCUGGAUUUCCAGAGAAGAGGAUUGGAUAUCUUGGUCUCAUGUUGCUUCUAGACGAAAGACAAGAGGUUCUGAUGUUGGUCACAAAUUCAUUAAAGCAAGAUCUCAACCACUCAAACCAGUAUAUUGUAGGGCUUGCUCUUUGUGCUCUGGGAAAUAUUAGUUCUGCAGAAAUGGCCCGUGAUCUUGCACCGGAUGUAGAAAGAUUGCUGCAGUUUAGAGAUCCAAAUAUCCGGAAGAAAGCAGCACUGUGCUCCAUACGGAUCAUAAAGAAAGUUCCGGACCUGGUUGAGAACUUUAUGUAUCCUGCUGCUUCACUACUUAAAGAAAAACAUCAUGGAGUCCUAGUAACUGGAGUUCAACUCUGUACAGGUCUUUGUAAAGUCAGUUCUGAAGCCCUUGAAUAUUUUAGAGAGAACUGUACUGAAGGUUUGGUCAAAACUCUGAGGGAUAUCGCAAACAGUCCCUAUUCACCUGAGUAUGACGUUGCUGGCAUUACAGAUCCUUUCCUUCAUAUAAGAUUGCUUAUGCUUCUGCGGUUAUUGGGACAGGGUGAUGCUGAUGCUAGUGACUGUAUGACUGACAUACUAGCCCAGGUGGCAUCGAGAACCGAGUCAAACAAAAAUGCAGGAAAUGCUAUUCUUUAUGAAUGUGUUCAAACCAUCAUGAGCAUUGAAGAUAAUGGAGGUUUACGUGUGCUUGCUAUUAAUAUCUUGGGAAGAUUCUUGUCAAAUCGUGACAACAAUAUCAGGUAUGUUGGAUUGAACAUGCUUAUGAAGGCUAUUGUGGUGGAAGCUAAAGCAGUUCAGAGGCAUAGAGCAACUAUUUUGGAAUGUGUAAAGGAUUCAGAUGCUUCAAUUCAGAAAAGGGCACUUGAACUUGUAUACUUGCUAGUGAAUGAAAGCAAUGUAAAGCCUUUCACGAAAGAGCUAAUUGAAUAUUUGGAAGUAAGUGAUCAAGAAUUUAAGGGAGAUAUUACUGCCAAGAUAUGCUCCCUUGUUGAAAAGUUUUCCCCUGAGAAAAUUUGGUACAUUGAUCAGAUGCUCAAGGUCCUCUCUGAGGCUGGAAAUUUUGUAAAAGAUGAAGUCUGGCAUGCACUUAUCGUUGUCAUAAGUAAUGCUUCUGACCUCCAUGGAUAUACAGUCAGGGCAUUGUACAGAGCUUUCCAGGCAUCAACAGAACAGGAAUCCCUUGUUCGAGUGGCAGUUUGGUGUAUUGGUGAAUAUGGUGACAUGUUGGUGAAUAAUGUUGGGAUGCUUGACAUUGAAGAACCAAUAACAGUAACGGAAUCUGAUGCUGUGGAUGCCAUAGAGGUUGCUAUUAAGCAUCAUAGAUCAGAUCUCACUACUAAAGCAAUGGCUUUGAUUGCUCUGUUUAAGCUCUCUUCUCGAUUUCCUGCUUGUUCAGAGAGGAUCAAGGAUAUAAUUUUCCAGAAUAAACAGAGCCUUCUACUUGAGUUGCAGCAACGAUCUAUUGAAUUUAAUUGUAUUCUUCAGAAGUACCAUAACAUUAGAUCUGCUCUGCUUGAAAGGAUGCCAAUUUUGGAUGAGACGACUUUAAGGGGAAGGAAAGAUGGCUCCUUGCCAACAGCUGUUUCAACUUCCACCAUCAUACCAUGUGAUCUUCCUAAUGGAGUUGCUGAACCAGCUGCAGCUCCUAUUGGAGACUUACUCGACCUAAGUUUGGAUGAUGUCCCUCCACCUAUCUCUUCUUGUGGUGAUAUUCUUCAGGAUCUCCUUGCUAUUGAUUUAUCCCCAGCUUCUGCACUAUCAGGCACAAGUCAUCCUCCAAAAGCUGGUACAGAUGUUCUGCUGGAUCUUUUGUCAAUAGGAACACUGGUUCCUGCAGAGACCAGCCCAUCUGCAUUAGACAUAUCAUCCUCCGGUCAGGACAACAAAGCACCACUUGCCAAUUCAAAUGGUCUUGCAUCACUUCCCUUACUUAUCGCCGAUUCUCCUGCAAGUUCAGCUGGAAUGAUGGAUUUAUUGGAUGCGUUCGACCCUAUUACUCAAAAGCUUGAGGAAAAUGGUCCAGCUUAUCCAUCCAUAGUUGCAUAUGAGAGCAGAUCCUUGAGGAUGACGUUCAACUUCUCAAAGCAACCAGGAAACCCACGAACGACAUUCAUCCUGGCUACUUUUACAAAUCUGUCACCUAAUGUUUAUAAUGAUUUUCUUUUCCAGGCAGCAGUCCCAAAGUUUCUUCAGCUGCAUUUAGAUCCUGCUAGCAGCAGCACUUUGCCGGCAAGCGGUGACGGGUCCAUCACACAAAAUUUGAAAGUCAAUAAUACCCAACAUGGGAAGAAAUCAUUGGCAAUGCGCAUACGAAUAGCUUACAAGACGAACAACGACGACAUAUUGGAAGAAGGGAAAAUCAACAAUUUCCCUCGCGAUUUGUGAGGUUGCUUCAUCCAUGGAGAUGUUCAUCUCCAGUCUUGAUUUUUGUCUGAGAAACUUUGUCGCCCAAUGUGUAGAGAUAGUGCAAUGUUUUGUUUCUAUACUUGUAUUCCAGGGGCCGUAUAGU
Hibiscus syriacus is the source of this 2898-nucleotide messenger RNA. RefSeq names its product AP-1 complex subunit gamma-2-like. The transcript has 19 exons. Lineage: Eukaryota; Viridiplantae; Streptophyta; Magnoliopsida; Malvales; Malvaceae. Gene Ontology annotation, cellular component: membrane coat; AP-1 adaptor complex; Golgi apparatus. Gene Ontology annotation, molecular function: clathrin-cargo adaptor activity. Bases 144 to 2774 code for a protein of 876 amino acids. The record is from RefSeq and is a predicted model, not a curated record. Gene Ontology annotation, biological process: Golgi to vacuole transport; intracellular protein transport; receptor-mediated endocytosis.